AUGGGGUGGCCUCACACCUUCCACAACUCGUCUCGUUGCGUAUCUCUGCGACCAUCCCUGGCCAAGCUCACGCAGCUGAGAUCGUUGGAUGUUUCCGGUUGCCGCAGCGACAAGGCGGUUCCGUUCGAGCUGCUGGGCGCGCUCGCCGGGCUGCGCUCGCUCAACCUCAACUACACGAGCGUCGACGACGCGCAGCUCGCGGAAAUCGUGCGCUGCUGCACCGAGCUCACGCACCUCCAGCUGUCCCGCUGCGCGCAGCUGGUCAGGGGCGCGACCUUCCGCCAGGUGCUCACCGGCCUGCCCCGCCUCGAGUCCCUCAUCGCCUCCAACAACGCCAGCGUCUCUGUCGACAGUUUCUGCGCGCCGGCCCCGGCGGACGGUGAGACAAUGUCGACGACGCCGACGCCGUUAUCGCUGACCGAGCUCGACGUAUCGGGCUGCGUCUGGAUCACCGACGCCGCGCUCGCCGCGCUCUGUCGGCUGCUGCCCUCGCUCACGAGCCUCGCGCUGACCAAGUGCCACAGCAUAACCGACUGGUCGCCGCUCACGGCCGACGCCCGUGGCGGCCUCGCAUCAUCGCUGGCACACCUCAAAAUCAACGGGACCGGCGUCAACGACGCGGCGCUGGCGGUCAUCGUGCGCGGCCUGCCGGCCCUGACCACUAUCAACCUCAUGGACUGCCGCGGCAUCACGCCAGCGGGCCUCGCGUGCUUCGCCGACGGCGCGCCAGCCCUGCAGGACCUCAAACUCAACUGGCGCGGCUAUCGUGCUGCCCUGCAGGAGCUGCGCGGGCGACGACCAGACCUCCACGCCACCACCAAGUGA
This is a messenger RNA of Acanthamoeba castellanii str. Neff, 825 nucleotides long. Its product is annotated as leucine rich repeat domain containing protein. Gene Ontology annotation, biological process: SCF-dependent proteasomal ubiquitin-dependent protein catabolic process. Gene Ontology annotation, cellular component: SCF ubiquitin ligase complex. The coding region runs from base 1 to 825 and encodes 274 amino acids. The record is from RefSeq and is a predicted model, not a curated record. Lineage: Eukaryota; Discosea; Longamoebia; Acanthamoebidae. The transcript has 2 exons. Gene Ontology annotation, molecular function: protein binding.